Molecule: messenger RNA, 1793 nt
Organism: Rotaria sp. Silwood1
Lineage: Eukaryota; Metazoa; Rotifera; Eurotatoria; Philodinida; Philodinidae
Source: the annotation of a GenBank genome assembly
AUGGCGGACGUCAUGAACAGUAAUAAAAGUAAAAUAAGCUUCAACUUGGAUGGCCGUGAUGCACUUGUCUCGAAUAGAAAUGAAUAUACUGAAGUUAAUGAUAGCAGUCAGCUUUCUCAAUCGGAAUCAAUUGAAUGUCCGUGGUUCAAACUAUGUCAGGAAUAUGUUCGAAGUCUAGGUUGGCAAAAAUGCUUUUUUACACUCAAACACGAUCAGUGUUACUGCAACCACUGCUAUUCAGCAUCGUUACCUAGUGUGAUUUUAGCGGCUGGGCACAGAUAUGUUGUACCACGAGGAUAUGCAGGCUUUGGUCUUACUGUCGAUCCAGCACUUGCUAACUAUCAUCAACUGUGGAGCAAAUGGCUCGUUACUUACCAUGGUACAAGCCAAUAUGCAGCGGAGUCCAUACUUGCAAACCGCCAAUUUCUUAUACCUGGUGAUAGACUAUUGAAUGGAACCCUUCUCGGCAUACGACCAGGUCAUAUUCCUGGCAAAAAACAUAUUUACACAUCACCAUCAAUACGCUACUCAAGCCUUGAAGUUUACAGUGUUCUUAAUAACUUUACUUCUUCAUCUGGACAAAGGUAUACGGCCCAACUAGUGUUUCAAUGUCGUCAAAAGCCGAAUACAUUUAAGGUACAGCGUGAAACCGUGGGAAAAGGGGAUCAGCCCAUUUGUGAGUUUAUCAGCAACGAAGAAAUUGAAUAUUUCACUGAGAUUCGUGCGUCACUGGUUCCGUAUCGAUUGCUUGUUCUGUUAAAAGAAGUGUCUUAGACUUGUAACUCAGAGGAUUGUCUUUUUAAGACUCUCUUUGCGUUCUCUUUAAAAUUUCAACUUGUAUUCAAGUAUGUAUAUUUUUUCCAUAAAGCAAAGCAUUUUAAACAGAUAACCUAAAAUAUACUUCAUGGUGUGAGGGUGUGGGUGUGGGUGUGUGGGUGUUGGUGUGGGUAUGGGUGUAGGUGGGGGUGGGAGUGUGAACAGCUACCAUGAUAUAUAGAUUUCAUCAUUACCAAAGGAAUCAUCAGAUGGCAAUUAAUCUUAAUAAUUUUUUACGACAAAUCACAAGACUAUUUUAUAUCUGACAUAUAUAUAGAAUCAAAACUCAUAUGCAUAUGUUGAUAAAUUCAAGAAACUGUAGCGUGAACAGCUACCAUGAUCUAUAGAUUUCAUUUCCCAUGUUUGGAUGUCAGUUAUUGUUUUUUUUCAAAUUAUUUGUAGACAUAUAUCUGAAAAAACAAAAAGAAAUUUGAACUUCAUUUGAAAUUUGAUUGGAUUAAAUUUCGAAUCAAUGUGAUACAUUUUUAUUUAUUUGAUAGGAUGUAUGAAUAAAUUAUUGAUAUGGUUUGUUUUUCGAAUUGUUUAUAAUGAUGCUUUUAUUGUUUUGUGGAGUAAUCGUCCUGAGUAGAGAAACUUGCUUGUCAUUGGUAUUCGGUCUGUGUAGGUGUGGUGAUAGUUGUAGUUUGUUGUAGGGUCGUUUUCUUUUUUUCGAAUUUUCCUCAUUGAGGGUGUGGAUGUGGGUGUGGGUGUGGGUGUGGGUGUCGGUGUGGGUGUGGGUGUGGGUGUGGGUGUGGGUGUGGGUGUGGGUGAAAUGGAUGUGGACGUAAGUGCUACUGUUAUGAUUGACACCCACACCCACAUCCACACCCACACCCACACCCCACCCACACCCACACCCAUACCCACACCCACCCACACCCACACCCCACCCACACCCACACCCAUACCCACACCCACCCACACCCACACCCCACCCACACCCACACCCAUACCCACACCCACCCACACCCACACCC